This is a messenger RNA of Choloepus didactylus (southern two-toed sloth), 228 nucleotides long. RefSeq names its product defensin beta 123 (gene DEFB123). Lineage: Eukaryota; Metazoa; Chordata; Mammalia; Pilosa; Megalonychidae. The record is from RefSeq and is a predicted model, not a curated record. Gene Ontology annotation, cellular component: extracellular region. Gene Ontology annotation, biological process: innate immune response. The transcript has 2 exons. The coding region runs from base 1 to 228 and encodes 75 amino acids.
AUGAAGCUCCUUCUGCUGACUUUGGCUGCGCUGCUGCUCUUGUCCCAGCUAACACCAGGCAGCACCCAAAAAUGCUGGAAUCUUCAAGGUAAAUGCCGUAACAAGUGCGGCAAGAAGGAAAGGAUCUAUGUUUACUGCACAAAUAAUAAAAUGUGCUGUGUGAAGCCCAAGAACCAUCCAAAAGAUCUUCCGUGGAUGAAACCGAAUAUGAGGAUACCCGGAGUCUGA